AGAAGAAGCUUGUCUGGUGCUUUGUCCCUUCCCCAAACCUUGUUAUGUCACGUUAAAUCAUGUCAAGCCAGAUCCAACCGAGUUAACUUGAGUGUUUAAUUGUGGUUCGAACCUCACUGCAUGACUUUGCAUUUUGGUCUCCUGUUGCAACAGCUGCCAAAAUGUGUACCUGUUCUCUUUUCUCUAUCUUGUCCACAGAAAAGUAAGAACUUGUUUUGAAGGAAGGCAUUGCUUCCAGGGAAAAUCUCUGAUAUCGAAGAGGCUGCCUGCUGUCGUCCAAUCUUGCUGAGCCUCAAAUAAUCCACCAAGGAUGAGGACGCUGUCAUCUUCAUCUCUGUCGCCUGAUAGGUCCAGAUCCCAAAUACCCUGGACAACGGACCAAAUCACUUGCAUGUCCAAGAGACUGAUUUUUUACAUCAGUUGCUACUUGCUAAUUUCAGUCUUUAAGACAUGGACUUCUUAUAUUUGGGAAAUGCAUCAAUGUCUUUCAAACGAGGAAAGUGAUCUUCUCUCCUCUUUCUGUCUGUCAGGGCUGUCUCAAACUGUAUACUGAUCAAAUGAUGUCAAAUCCAGAAAGUUUAAAGUCAUAAAAUGCACAGUUAAAUAGCAGCAUAGGUACAUUGUGUAAAAUCAAGAAGCUUUAGACACAGAGAUGAUCUCUUCCUACUCACCUUUCAUCUCUUUUUGCAUUGAUUUUAUUGCACUAUAAAGGAUUUAGCACACGUUUGCUUAUCGCACACGUGAAGUCGCAUGGGAUUUAUCUUGAAAGCGACUGGUCUUGCAUUCUGUCUCGUUGUUUUUUUUUUUUUGUUUUUUUUUACUCCCUCCAUUUAUUUUUUAUAUCAUGUGUAAACACUUCUACUUGAAAAGGUAUUAAAGUCAGUCCAUUAUCUGCAUGUCAUGCACUGAUUUCUCUUUCGCUGUGCCACCUGUACAACUGUUAAUGACUAGUCAGAGCUGUCAGAGCAAAGGAACGCUGGUUUUAGUUUUGCUUCAUGCUAAUCCCAUUGGUACUAUAAUAAAUUAUUAUUACUUGUAUUAUUUAAAAAUAUAUUUAUUAUAAUAAAUAUUAUAUUAAAUAAUAUAGAACUAUUUUUAAUUGUCAAAAACAUCAAACUGAUGGUCCUAUACUUUUUAAAAUUAAAUAAAACUGGAGAAUCAUUUAAAAUUACAUUGUACUGUAAAUGCUUUCAAGGUUGUUGUUUUUUUAUGGGUGAAUGGGAGGCGCUAACUUGCAUGCAAAGAUAUAUAAACAAUCUUUGCAUGCAAAGGUUUCUAUUGUGUUUGUAACCACUAGGGGGCAAUGACUCCAUCCACCAGGUCUUCUUCUUUAAUAGUCUUUGAGUUACUGUUUGUGUUUAUUUGGUCAGUUUGGUGAGAACAGCAUUAAAUCUUGAGGUCCAGACUGACCCAUCCAACACUAACAGUCUUUGAUGCUAUCAAUACAGUGAGGAAUUUAACAUGAUAUUUGAAUACUUUAGUUACUUUAAUUUCAACCAGAAUAUAUGUGUGUCUGACCAGUGUGUAAAAUAUAUUUUGGGGUAUUGUAUGUUCUCCACACUAGUUAUCCAGAUAUUGUGUGCUUGUGCUUUUCAGAGGAAAAGGAAAGGAAAAAGAGAGGGAUGUUAUUCUUAUUGUGGUCAAACGGAGAUGAGUUCAAAACCACACAAACAACAGAAUGGGAGAACGAAACAAAAGGAGAACUGUCAGUCCUGUGUAACACCCCAAGCCAAAAGAAGAUUUACUGUACAGAAAUUUCAACUUAAAAUGAUAAACUGUACAGUAAAAGAUUCAUGACUUGAGUGUCUGAAAGCUUUCGUCCUUUUUAUGCCACAUAACACAUCUGCUUUGUUUUGCCUUGAUGUGCUGUCAAAACUUGUUUAUUAAACAUUUUUUAUUUGGAAAGACACUCGAGAAAACCCUUCAGGCGGGACCUCAAUAAAGCCACAGCGAAGAUUUCCAAAAGGUUCCAGAAACCAAGCCCACACUUUUUUUUUACUGAAUCAAUAUAAAUCUAUGUAAAAUGAUCAUCUGGAUCAAACCCAUGGGUUUAUUGAUGUAUUUUCUUUAUUUACAAAGAUGUUGCACUGAAAACUGUGAGUAUGUUAAAUGCAGCAGUCAAGAGGGACGGAGUUAAACCAGGGAUGCAAACUUGAGUGCUUCAGACCAGGGAGCGAGAGAGACAGAGCAACUGAGAAGAGAGAGAGAGACGAUAUGUUUUGAGGACUGCUUGAUUAACAAUGGGCUUCUGGGGGAGGUAUCAGAGAGUGCAAGGCCAAAAGAGAGGGAGGGAGGGAGAAAGAGAAAGAGAGAGAGAGUGUAGAUGAAUGUUUUUGUGUAACUUGUGUGCAACUGAUGAUUCUCCUCCUUCUCUCUUCACACUCACACACUUCUCUUUGGAGAGCCACUGGGAUGUGACAGUAAAUCAGAGAGAAGAUGAUUCAAAGACUCACCGGGAAGAGCUCAGUGCAACAGCAUGCGAGCUGGAUGCCACAUAAAUGAGUGAAACUGGGGAACUAUGAACCAUAAAGCGUGACUGCUUCAGUUUGGCCUCUACAGAGCUGGACUCAAACAAGAAAGAUUGGUGAAGACGCACACGGGACAAUCUUCAGAAGUGCUUCGAGAAAGGUUCUGUACUUCUGAUGGAUAUCCACGCUGCUUUUCUACAUUUGGAGCUCUGAAGCUUGGCCGAUCUCUGACCUGCUGCUUGACCUUUGACCUCUGAGUAACCUCUUAAGGAAUCUGCAAUAUAACGUGCCAUGGGACUCCAGAUGUACAGGAUGUUCUGGAAGCUGGCAUUACCUGCCAUUUUGGCAUGGACCCUUUUUGUAUCCACAGAAUCCAAGAGGCCACGCCCCCCAGGUUCUAUCCCCUCCCCUUACAAGCUCAAAGGGAAUGAUUUAUCAUCACCAACCCACACACUAGCAUCAUUGCCCCAGCAUACAUCUGCACGACGACAGAAAGGCAAACACGACAUGUUGUCGUCAAGUCGCGAGGCCCUAGUGGUCACCGAGAGGAAGUACCUGAAGAGCGACUGGUGCAAAACACAGCCAUUACGUCAAACGGUGAGUCUGGAGGGCUGCCUGAGUCGAACAGUCAUCAACAGGUUCUGCUACGGCCAGUGUAACUCCUUCUACAUCCCACGCCACCUGACAUCUCAAACUUCACAUCGAAGUCGAAAAACAUCCUCCAUGCCAGACCACAACACUUCAUUCCAGUCUUGUGCGUUCUGCCGGCCAAGCCGGAUAACCACGGUCACUGUACGGCUUCACUGUCCUGGGCUACAGCCACCGUACCGGCAACGAAAAGUGCAGCGGAUCAAGCAGUGCAAAUGUGUGUCUGUUAACGUCAAUGCUGCGUACUGAGAAGGAACAUAUAUGAAACAAUGCUUUAUAGUGUUCCUUUUGGGAAAACUGGGGCCACCCAACAAUUAAUGUGUGAAAUGUGCCAAAGACAACAGCUAAUCAGAAGACUGACCACCUUCAUUAUGUCUGGACUGUACCAAGUUUGCUAACCAGGAAUGCUUAAUAGCUGCCGAGCAGCGAUGGAACACAUAGCUGGAUUUUUCUUCUUUUUUUUUUUUUUUGGACAAAUAUAAUUAAGCUGAGAGUUCAAUUGCAUACAAGACUGAAACCGUAAAUAACAUAUAUGUGAUUUAAGUGAACAGUGUUUGACCUUUGACCUCUUGAAAGCUUUUCUUUAACAAAACAUGGAGCGUCUGUAUUUCAGCGAUCUCCUGCUUUACCUCAGCAAUGCUAUUAGAGUGCAACAGUCAGGGUUCCAGAAGUCUUGUAGCUUUGCCUUUUUCAAAUGUUUUUUGAUUAUUUGUCUGUGUGUAAUGUCAUGAUUCAAUUCUUAGCUGGUUUAAGUCUUUAACAAAAAUGUAAAAAUACAAAAAUGUUUUCCCUGUAUGAAAAAUGAAUGUAAGAAAUACUUUCGGAACCAAGGCUGCUGAAAUAUUGGGAGGACACUGUUGCACUCUAUUAGUCUUGAUACUUGGAAGCGGUCUGACCACCAUCUAUCCUCACCAUCUUGUAUUACCUACCCAGCUUUUGUAAAUAUCAGUGCAAAAAUGAAGGACAGAAGAAGACAUGAAAGGAUGCUGGGUGACUGUGGACCUUAUCGACAGGAAAUUAUAGGAAGAAGAAGAAGAGGGGGGUGCUAUAUUUUGACUAAGGAAAGGCUGUCAGUUGGGGAUAAACUAUAUUUUGACUUUGAUCAAGCCCAUAAAGAGUUUGGGCUUUACUGUUGAUGAUAAGACACAAUGUGCACAACUGAGAUUCUUAAUGGUUUAAAUCUUUACCUUAAAGGGUUAGCUCACCCAAAAACUGUAAUUCGUCCAUCUUCUACUCACCCUUGAAGCACCCUAGGUGUAUGUGGCUUUCUUCUUUCAGAAUAAUCCAGUCGGAAUUAUAUUAAAAACUGUCCUUACUCUUCCAAGCCUUUCAGUGGGGGUGAGCGGGUGUUUGUUCUCAACAGUUGAAAUAAAGUGCAUGCAUCUAUAAUAAAACGUCCCUCACAUGGCUCCGGCAGGUGAAUAAAGGUCCCCUGUAGCGAAUCCAUGCGUUUUUAUAAGAUAAAUAUUCAGAUUUCAAACGUAAUAAACACUUUUUCUCUCACUUCUGCUGACUGUUGGGAACCGGAAGAUGUGCCGGUGGAAGAUGGAAGACGUAUGUGUCGCUGGCGCCUCUGGGAAAUGUAGGAGCAAAGGAAACAAAGUGUCCUUACUAUAGCAAAGGAAAACCAGUCUCCUCUUGGCUUAUUUCAAAAUUCUCCAACCUUUUUCCUUUUCAAAUCCUUGUUUUGUUCUUUUUAAUUUGUGACUAGCAUUUAGUUUUGUUCUCUCUCCACGCUCGUCACUAACCACGCAGCACUGACGAACUACAAUAUCCAGCUGCACAUCUUCCGGUUCCCCACAGUCAGCAGAAGUGAGAAAAAAAGUCUUCUGAACUGUUGACAACAAACACCCGCUUAACCCCACUGAAAGGCUUGGAAGAGCAAGGACUUUUUAAUAUUUUUUAUAGAAUUUCGAUUGGAUUCUUCUGAAAGAGGAACGUCACAUACACCUAGGAUGCUUCGAGGGUGAGAAGAUGGACGAAUUUUCAUUCUUGGGUGAACUAACCCUUUAAAGUCUAACAGAGAAGUUUUCAUUGAUGACAAUAUUUAACAAAAUAGCAAAAACUGUGUAGAUAAAGGAAAUUAUAUGACAAAGCAACCAUAGAAAAUUUAUGAAUAUAAAAUAUAUAAUAAACAUGUCUUCUAAAAAUAAAUCUAUUAUUUCACAUUACAAUGUGAUUUUUGUAAUGAUUUUUUUUCUCUAUGCACUUUUGUGUUUAUAAUUGUUUUCUACAAUUUCUCCAAAAGGAAAUUACUUAAAAUUCAUACAGCAUCUGCUUCAGUUCAUUAAUGCAACACACCGAGAAAUAGCACAGCAAUGAUCAUGCAAGAAAUACAGAGCUGUCAGCUUCUUUAAUUGAAAAUAAAUUUAGGUCAAUUAAAGGUUAUUGGACACAGUGAACUACUGACAACUGUGCACACAAAAUAAAAAUGGUAUAAGUCAUUAUAUUUGCAUAUUUUUGUCAACAACCUUUCACUAAACACCUGACAGUUCAGUUGGAACAAAGAAACUCACAGGCUGAGGUAUAUAAACACCUGUAGAGGAUAAUAUGAUUGCAGAUUAUUAUACAGUUUACACUUGAAGAAUAAGAUGGCUGUGGCUCUUCAUAUAUGAAUCACCGAAACACAUUCUAUGACUUUACACGUCACAGAGUCAAACAUAUUCAGAGAUUGUCAUUUCUUUAUGUAUUAAGUUAUUCAAUUUUCUUAAAUGUCAUUGCCAGGUCUGCCUCAACAAACAUUAAUUAGAGGCAGAUUUCUAGAUUUCAACCUGCUUGAAAUCCAGUAUUUAUCUGCUCUUGUUCAUUAAAUAUUUUACUUCCAAAGAGUUGUAUUUUACGAUAAUUAACACACAGGUUACAAUAUAUCUUUUUUGACAUAAAAUAUUAAAUUAAAUGUGACAAGACCGAUGAGAUCUGACAGGGCUCUUUGGAAUGGUGGGGUUUAAAGAGAUAGGAAGUACAAGAGAGUGUUUUAGGCAGAGAGUGAACAUAGCGAUGUACAGAAUGGGAAAAAAUAAUCAUAUUAUUUUUUUCAAAAUGUGUUCUAGCAGCCCCCAAAAAUAAAAUUAUUAACUUGUAAGUUAUCAUAAUACGGGCACUUUAAGCUUUGUCUGCAUAUGAAACUUAAAAAUUCUGACCUCAUUCACAUUCAUGAUGCAAACUUCCUCAUGGCUAUUAUUCUUAUAUCGAAGUAACUGUUAGAAAAAUAAAGAAACAGUGAGUUCUGUGGGAUUCGGUACGCAGAAAUUCACAUCUUCUGUCCCAGCUUCUGUAGCCUUCUCUUGUGCUCGACUAAAAGACAGACCUAAAAAUAUUAAAAUUAAAUUAAUUACAGUGACUGGGCUAGAUGACGCUCAAGUCAAGGGAUUUUAGAGCUACUUUACAACUUUACAGAAAUAAAGGUGACUUUACUUGAUGUGAAGACAAUCAGACAAGCAAAGCAGCAAUAAAGGCAUGUAAUUCC
Carassius gibelio (silver crucian carp) is the source of this 6582-nucleotide messenger RNA. Its product is annotated as gremlin-2. The coding region runs from base 2760 to 3365 and encodes 201 amino acids. Gene Ontology annotation, biological process: animal organ morphogenesis. Lineage: Eukaryota; Metazoa; Chordata; Actinopteri; Cypriniformes; Cyprinidae. Gene Ontology annotation, molecular function: receptor ligand activity; BMP binding. The record is from RefSeq and is a predicted model, not a curated record. The transcript is spliced from 3 exons.